Triticum dicoccoides is the source of this 189-nucleotide messenger RNA. RefSeq lists its product as uncharacterized. The transcript has a single exon. The coding region runs from base 1 to 189 and encodes 62 amino acids. The record is from RefSeq and is a predicted model, not a curated record. NCBI's taxonomy places the organism in Eukaryota, Viridiplantae, Streptophyta, Magnoliopsida, Poales, Poaceae.
AUGGAGUACGAGCACCAGUACAGCAGCAACAACAGCUUUGGCAAGGAGAAGAGGCCUCCGGCAAAGAGGGGGCAGGUCAAGCUCCAGAUAGCGAGGGCGGUGAGCAAUCUCGUGUCUCCCAGUGGCGCUGCUGACCGCUCAAAGCAGGCAAAUCGCAACAGCUUCAGAAGGGAAACAAGCUACAACUAA